AUGCUUUUAUUCUGCACUACGCGAUACUGUCCCACCACUUGGGAAGAAGAGAAGGUCCUUUUCCCGGAUGUCGAGGGCCACACGCCCACCGCCUGGAGAGACAAAAAGGGGUUCCGAAAGAUUGAGCUCUGCUCACAACAGGCCAUUGAAGACGGAUACAACUACAUCUGGGUCGAUACCUGCUGCAUCGACAAGAGCAGCAGCGCCGAGCUGUCCGAAGCGAUCAACUCCAUGUUCGAAUGGUACAGCCGGUCGCAGGUGUGCUACGCCUACCUCGGCGAUGCCAUUCCAUCUUCGCCCUUCGACAAAUGCCGCUGGUUCACAAGAGGAUGGACGUUGCAGGAGCUCGUUGCCCCGAGAAAGGUCCACUUCUACAAUCAGGACUGGCAGUUCGUUGGGUCGCGGUACAGCCUGGCUGACGAGCUGGUGCGCAUCACACGCAUUGACAGGUCGCUGUUUCGGACCGGGUUCGACGACAGCCUACAGCACGUGCUCGGUUCGUACAGCAUCGCCACGCGCAUGUCAUGGGCAUCUCGCCGCAACACGACGCGGCUGGAGGAUACCGUGUACUGUCUCAUGGGACUCUUCGGCGUCAACAUGCCGCUGCUUUAUGGCGAAGGUAAGCGCGCCUUCAGACGACUGCAGGAUGAGAUCAUGCGCAAGUCCACGGACACGUCCGUUCUCGCCUGUGUCCUUCGCCCACAGGGGAACCAUCUGCUCGCCGAGUCCCCCAGUAACUUCGAAAACCUACCUGUGAUCUGGAACGCUGGGUCGAAUCGGCGGAGGGUCAGGUGGGAAGAGGACAGAGUCGAGCUGGAAAUGAUACUCUGCCCUACAAUUCAUACCGAUGGAAUUAAUUACUUUGGCCUGUUCGACUGUAUGCUCCCGGGCGAGUACGACUCCUGGCCAGCGAUACUUCUCACUCGCGACGACAGGGGACCGGAUUGGUUUACCAGGAUAUUGCCCCACCGCUUGUUCCGUGUGUCUCCUUCCAGAUCGGAUUGUGCCGAGCCGUUGGUAGCUGGCCAACUUGAUCAUGCGGAGAGAGGUCACGAGCUUUCCUUCGAACAUGCUACGCGGAAACUGAUUACCAUUUCACGAGAGCUGCAAGAAGGAAGGUGGGUGACCGACCCGGUUGCCAAGGUCGUGCUGGAUUUUGACCACCGAUGGUCGCUGCCGUACUACAUAGAUCGGUGCUAUCCAUCCAUAUCCGGCGGCAUGAUAUGCCACUCCCCUAGGUUCGUUUGGUGGAUCCAUACCAUCUCGGUCCACGGCAUCGUAGCAUUUUAUGAUGGCGCAACCAGCCGAUUCUUCGUGGCGUGGGGUGGGCUCAACAAACCAGACACGUCUCCCUGGUGCAAGAUCUGGCUUCGAGAGGAACUCCAGAUCCAAGAGAUCCCGUGGAUGUCGGACACGCUCCAGUGGGACGACUCGGGUACCACCCCGGCGAUCCAACGCGCUCGGCAUAGCAGCCAAGCCCGGCUGAUGGAGCUGCCAUCCAGCCAGCUUUCAAGAGAGAGCAAAGUGAGCGUGCAGGGCGACAGGCCGCACACGGUGGAAGCGCGCAUCUCGGAAACCACCAUUCUAGAGAGGGUCACGUACGAGAUUCUCGUCAGAACCAGAGAAGCAUAG
Messenger RNA from Anthostomella pinea, 1632 nucleotides. The record is from the annotation of a GenBank genome assembly. Lineage: Eukaryota; Fungi; Ascomycota; Sordariomycetes; Xylariales; Xylariaceae.